Lytechinus pictus (painted urchin) is the source of this 1607-nucleotide messenger RNA. Its product is annotated as phosphatase and actin regulator 2-like. The record is from RefSeq and is a predicted model, not a curated record. Gene Ontology annotation, biological process: actin cytoskeleton organization. Gene Ontology annotation, molecular function: actin binding. The coding region runs from base 1 to 1050 and encodes 349 amino acids. The transcript is spliced from 10 exons. Lineage: Eukaryota; Metazoa; Echinodermata; Echinoidea; Temnopleuroida; Toxopneustidae.
AUGGUGGAAACAUCAUAUUAUUUACUCUACUUUACUUUUAUUUUCUCUUUGAUUUUUGUCUUGUUAAUAGAUGGAGGUGGUGACGAUGCAUCCAAUCCUGGUGUCACUCAGGCUGAAAUUAACAACGACGUAGCGCCAGACCCAACCAAGGCGGGUGGCCAACCCGUCGCCAGGGUAACCGCAUCUGGUGAUGGAGACGCCAGAGCCGCUGGUACCCCUUCCAAGUUUAAAGGUGCUAAGGUUUUACCCGGUGUGCAUCCAAAAGGAAAGAGUUCACCAUCGUUACCAACAAAGAAAGGCAAACCAAUGAUUAAAACGCCAGAUAAUAAAGCCAAAGGAACACCGCCUGCUGUACGAGGCCGAGGGCCUAAAAACGCACCAGCCGUCGCUCCAAAGAAGCUCAACUUUGACACAGGAGCAGAAAGCAUUCCAUCCCGGUGUAAUGGGGACAUAUCGCACGACAGUAGUUCAACUAGCGACUAUGAUAACAACGCCAGGCAGGAUGAUGAUGAUGAUAGUGAUAUCGAGGAGGAGUACUGCACUUCUCUCGCAGCCAAAGUUAAGAGGAAUAACUCACUUGCCAUCAAGCUUGAAAACAGACCGAGUCGUAAGCAUCUAGAAGAGAGAAACAUCAUCCCAAGAAAAUCGGAUGAUGACAAGAAGAUGGACAAAGAUAAGAUUGGUGCUGCACUAGUACGGAGGCUGAGUCAAAGACCAACACAAGAAGAGCUCGAACAAAGAAAUAUUUACAGAGAACAAUCACAAAUUGAUGCAGCCAAAGCCGAGAGGGAGGAGAAAAAGAGGACACUCACAAGAAAGUUGAGCUUACGACCAACGGUAGAUGAGCUUAGGAAACGUAAUAUCAUCAACUUCAACGAGUAUGUAGAAGUGAUAGAAGCAGUAGAUUACGAUAGGAAAGCAGAUAAGCCAUGGACGAGGUUAACGCCGCAAGACAAGGCCUACAUUCGUAAGGAGCUGAACGACUUCAAGAGUACUGAGAUGAACGUACAUGAAGAUAGUAAAAAAUUCACCAGGUUUCAUAGACCUUAGCCCCUUGAUCAAGAACAGACUCAUACAUGUAUGUGUGUCAUUGAACUGUACAAGGUAUGACACCAUUCAUGAUUGGACCAUAAUGUGAUGCCUCGGGGCUAUAGUACACUACCUGUGAUUGGUCCCAUAAGCAUCCUCGGGCUUUAGUACACGACGUGUGAUUGGUACAGUGUGGGAGCAGCAGUUGCAACUCAAAAACAAGCAGGGAUAAACUCAAAUGGCUUCUGAUCGGAUAAAAGCCCUGCUUGAAUUGAGAUGCCUUCUACAAUGUCGUCUGUGAUUGGUUGAAGUGAGGAUUAUAACGAUGAUGCCAUUGGAUCAGACCAAGUAUUUGUUUUUAUGCGUGUGGGGUUUAUUUGCGCGUUUAUGCAUUGUGUGUGAGAUCGGGAGAGACCAACAAACAUUUUAUGAGACAUUUGCCGAGUCCUCAAAGCCGUGGAAGCAGAGACAGUCGCAGAUUGAACAAAGAAUUGGAUGCUCGCCAGCGAUGAGAUGGAAUGUACAAAUUUGAUGGAAAAAAAAAAUGUGUGUAAAAUGUUUUUAAUCCAGUGCUGAAU